Molecule: messenger RNA, 4718 nt
Organism: Lepus europaeus (European hare)
Lineage: Eukaryota; Metazoa; Chordata; Mammalia; Lagomorpha; Leporidae
Gene: ZFP3
Product: ZFP3 zinc finger protein
Exons: 2
Coding region: 91-1587 (498 amino acids)
Biological process (GO): regulation of transcription by RNA polymerase II
Cellular component (GO): nucleus
Molecular function (GO): DNA-binding transcription activator activity, RNA polymerase II-specific; RNA polymerase II cis-regulatory region sequence-specific DNA binding
Source: RefSeq, a predicted model, not a curated record
CAACAGCUGCGGGAUCCACACGAGCGGCCGAGCGGCCCCGGGAGCCCGAGCCGGGUGAGCGUGGGGGCGGUAGCGGCCUGCGAUGGUGAGAUGGGGCCUGAGAACAAGGCGGCGAUUCCCAAGGAGGAAGUCUCUGAGGAAUCCGAGCCACAUGGGUCAGUUCUAGAAAAACUUCCCUCAGUGGUUUACCGAGGCCACCAGUUUGUAGCUGCGUGUGAAGGGGAUGUACUGGAGGAACAUUCAAGACAGUCCACAGAAGAGGUUGUGGAGCGGAUGUCUCCUCAGAGGGGAGACUUUGCAUCAGGGUUGAUUGUCUUUAAGAAGUCACCCUCCAGUGAGAAUGACAGUGAAGGAGGCUGCAGUCCCAGCCUAGCCCUGGUGACACAUCAGGGAGACACGACAGCAGACGGAGUCGGUACAUUUGCUCCCUCUGGCCAAAACUUCAUAGACAAUUUAGAAUCCAACAAGACACCGAGAAGUUCUGUGGGAGAAAAGCCUCACACGUGCAAGGAAUGUGGGAAGGCCUUUAAUCAGAACUCACAUCUCAUCCAGCACACGAGAGUUCACAGUGGAGAAAAACCCUUUGAAUGCAAGGAAUGUGGAAAGACCUUUGGGACGAACUCAAGCCUUCGCAGGCACUUGCGAAUUCAUGCUGGAGAGAAGCCGUUUGCUUGUAACGAAUGCGGGAAGGCCUUCAUUCAGAGCUCCCAUCUCAUCCACCACCACAGAAUUCACACUGGCGAGAGACCCUAUAAAUGUGAAGAAUGUGGUAAAGCGUUCAGUCAGAACUCAGCCCUGAUCCUACACCAGCGAAUCCACACUGGAGAGAAACCUUAUGAGUGUAAUGAAUGUGGGAAGACCUUUCGGGUUAGCUCCCAGCUUAUUCAGCACCAGAGGAUCCACACUGAAGAAAGGUAUCAUGAGUGCAACGAGUGUGGCAAAGCCUUCAAGCAUAGCUCAGGCCUUAUUCGACACCAGAAAAUCCACACUGGAGAGAAACCGUAUCUGUGCAAUGACUGUGGGAAAGGCUUCGGCCAGAGUUCUGAGCUUAUUCGGCAUCAGAGGAUUCACACGGGGGACAAACCCUAUGAAUGUAACGAGUGUGGGAAGACUUUCGGCCAGAACUCGGAGAUUAUUAGACAUAUUAGGAUUCAUACUGGUGAGAAACCCUACGUGUGUAAGGAAUGCGGGAAGGCCUUCAGGGGGAACUCAGAACUUCUGCGACACGAGAGAAUUCACACUGGAGAGAAACCCUACGAGUGCUUUGAGUGUGGAAAGGCUUUCCGGCGGACCUCUCACCUUAUUGUCCACCAGAGAAUUCACACUGGAGAGAAACCCCAUCAAUGUAGCGAGUGUGCAAGAACCUUUUGGGACAACUCGGAGCUGCUUCUCCACCAGAAAAUUCAUAUUGGAGAGAAACCUUAUGAAUGUAGUGAGUGUGAGAAAACAUUCAGUCAGCAUUCCCAGCUCGUCAUCCACCAGCGAAUCCACACUGGCGAGAAGCCUUACGAGUGUCAAGAAUGUCAGAAGACCUUUAGUCGGAGCUCUCACCUGCUCCGACAUCAAAGUGUUCACUGUCUGGAGUGAUCCGCACGUAGGAAAGCUGUGUGUGGAAGUGCUGAAGUCAGACUUAGCUCAUUUGCUCAUAAUCAGAUGAGUGGACAGAACUUCCUCUGCCCUUCCACUGACUUUUUUUUUUUUUUUUUAAUUUAAACUGUUGGUUGCAAAGGAUGAGGCACUUUAUCAACCAUUCAUUGCAAAGUUUCAGUGUACUGAGCUAAUUCAUAAAAGCGGUUUCAGGCCUUAAAUCUUCUCUGCCCCUCUUUCCUUCCCUUCCUGCUCCCACAGCAGCUCAUGUAACGUUAGGAGCCUGUCCCGGCCAUCUAGCCUCAACUCCUGCUCAGGGGUGGUGUGGGCAGUGGGGGAACAGGAUUCCACCCCUCCUAAGAAACACAGAGUGACUCAUUGAAUAUGAUCCCCUAAAGUGUCAGGAAGUCCUCACCUAGAAAACACACCUCGUUCUGUCCCAUUUAGCAUUGGAGUCAUUCAGUAAGCUUUUAUUGUAGCCUCAGAGUCUGCCAGCCGUGUUCUCCAGCCCCUUAGAAGAGGAAUGCACGCAUAAAGAAGCAGGAAGCUUGGACCAUUUCACAUGUGCAGAGGGUACCAGGAAGGAGGAAUCGGACAGACAAUUUACAGGAUUGUCAAUGAAAGCCUUAGAGUGCAGAGGGGCUGGCUAGGCAAGGCCAGGGGAUGAAACAAUUGGGGCCAAACCACUCAGCAUGGGCAGAAGUGGCUCAUUAGCAGCUAUCCCCACAGACUGCUCCCAAGAAUCCUGCCACAUUCACUUUGGGCUCUAGCUCGUGCUGCUGCUGCCAGGUCCCUGUGUCAGGAGGUAGCAGAGUGGACUGCGCCAUCACCUCCACCAGACCUUGGGGUCAGUGAUCAGCCACUUUGUUUGACCAGGGACCUGGCCUUGCCAAAGCACUUAAGGGACCAUGACCCACAACCCCUGCUGCAGGGGCCCCUGGCUGAUGGGCUGGGAUGUGACUGUUUCUUCUUGGUUUGUGCUCGAGGUCUUAGAAUUCUUUUUGUUGAACAUUUCCACAUGUGUUCUCUGUGUUCUCUUGUAUGUUAUGUCUUUAGGGAAGCAUUCUCCAUGUGUCCUUGUUUGAGAGGUGGUGGGUGGCAGUGGGAAUUCCACUAAUGGGCUCCAACAGCCCGGGGACUGGUCUUGAACUAGACCUUGGUAGAAGCACUGUACUUGCCAGUCUCUAAUUUUAUCAUCUGUAAAAUGAGGGGAGUUGAAUCAAGUGCUCUAGGGUUACAACAAGCCCAAUAUGCCCUUGAUUCCUUUUUUAAAAUCUAAGUUUAUAUACCUUCAUUAUUCUAGUUUUUAUUCUCUUCUCUAUUAAACUAAUGCUAAUCAUCAAUGUUUUUUUAAAUGUUUACUAUGUGCCAGGCACAGUGCCAAUUUACAUUUUUAUUUUCACACACGUCUAUGAUGUGGAUACCUUUACAAAAAGAGUUUUACUACAGCUUCAUUUGCAUACCAUAAAAUUCACCUGUUUUAAGUGUUCAGUCAAGUGAUUUUUAGUUAAUUUACAGAGUUGCACAACUGUCAGUGAUGUGGAUUUUUUUUUUAAUUAAUUUAUUUGAAAGGCAUAGUUAUAGAGAGGCAGAGGCAGAGAGAGAGAAAGUCCUUCAUCCGCUGGAUCACUCCCCAAAUGGCUGCAAUGGCUGGAGUUGCACCCCAAAGCCAGGAGCCAGGAGCUUCUUCCAGGUCUCCCACACGGGUGCAGGGGCCCAAGGACUUGGGCCUUCUACUGCUUUCCCAGGCCAUAGCAGAGAGCUGGAUCCAAAGUGGAGCAGUCAGGACUUGAACAAAUGUUCACAUGGAACACCAGUGCAGUGUGGUAGGUGGCAGCUUAACCCGCUAUGCCACAAUGCCAGCCCCUUAAACAUUUUGAAAAAGGAACAGGCAUCACAAUUUCAAAGUCCUACCUAAGUACCCAAAAAUAACCUUUAGACUUCUUGAAGUUAUGACCAUGUACCCAUGUAUAUUUUCUUCUUUGUCUAAUCAAACUUAAUUUUAAUUGGUGUACUAACACCUUAGGUAAAUAAAAUAUAUCUAUAGUUUUACCGACAUGAUGCCUUUCUAAUGUGUAUUCCAAACUGCAUUGUUUCAUUAUGAUCUUAAUGUGGCUUUGUGUCCCAGUUUCAUCCCCACCCUGUAAGCCUUUACCCAGGUAUCCCAGCACUGUUGCUGGCUUCUGGUUUUGCAUCUGCUGCUCGCUCCUUGUCCUUGACCUGUGCUUCGCUUCCUGAGAUCUUUCAUCUUUCCUAACAGGCCAAGUGCUACCUAUUUGUGUACAUUUUUAUACACUAUUAACCUAAUGUAAGAUAUUCUGAGUCAAACGGUCCAGGUUUUAUUUUAUGUGAAAGAUAGAUCUCCCAUCUGCUGGUUCAUUCCUCAAAUGCCACCAACAGCCAGGCCUGGGCUAGGCCAAAGCUGGGAGCCGGGAACUGUGUCUGGGUCCCCGACCUGGGCGGCAGGGCCCCAGCUGCUUGAGCCACUCCUGCUGCCUCCCAGGAAGUGGAGUGGGGAACGCCAAGCCAGGCACUCUGAUGUGGGACGCUGGUGUUCGAGCAACGUAACUGUCAUGCCAAACACCAUCAGUGUUUUUAAAAAGCCACCUGUUACUCAGAGUUCAGGGCAUCCUGCCUACGAUUCGGUUUUUACCAGUGUUCUGAGUGACUCCCGGUCUAAGACUACGGCUGUUAAAUCAAGAAUCUUCCUUAAGAAUCACGAAAGCUCUGGCCAGAAAAACACGAUUCAGGGAACGCAGGAGCUUCCUGAAGCCCAACCUUGGAUCCUCGCAGUCCUUCACACGUUCCUAAGAGCAAACUUUUACCUUUAAAAAAAAAAAAAAUGAGUAACUUCAUAAUAAACUUCCUCACCGCAACCCCCUGCUCUGUCAAAACGACCCGCCGAGGGAAGCCCUGGGAGUGGACGCAGCUGCAGCCUCGGCCGGAGCCCCGUGGGAAGCGGCGGGGACGACUGUGGCGACAGCUCGAGGAGGGGCCUCCGGCCGGUGGGUGCACGGUCACCAACCACGGCCGACCGGCCGAGUCGCCUCUCUGGGAGGCCAGGAGAACCCCUCGUUUACUUGUGAUCGCCGCCGGCCCCGGGGGCGGGGCUGGAAGGCGCGGGGCGGAGC